CUACAAGAAAGAGUGCAAGACCAGAUCGAGUCGCAACUGUGUCUACCUAUAACAACCUACACCUCCUCACAUCGAACACCUUUCGCUUUGGCCAUGGCAGAAACUACUCCCAAAAAAAUUCCCACCGCUACCGAGAAGAGGGCCGCCGCCCUCGCCGCCAUCGAAGCCAGAGCUCGGAACGGCCCGCUCUCGAGCACCCCCCAGGAGCCCUCGUCCAACUCGACCCCCGGAGCAUGGACACCUCCUUCUCCCGAAGAGGAUAGGAAACGUAAGCUCGAACUGGGAAGGAUCGUCGCCAGGGAUAUCAUGGGUUCGAACAAUUACACCUCUGCCGCGACUUGUAUCGAGACCUUGUUGAAGAUCGCCAACAACGUGCUCUCAAAUCCUACCGAACAAAAGUUCACUCAGAUCAAGACCAACAACGCCGCGAUGAAGCGGACCGUGCUCGACGUCAAGGGGGGGCAGGACUAUCUCGUCGCGAUGGGUUUCCGUUCCCGCACAAUCUCCUUCACCCAAUCGUUCGUCCUCGAACCUUUCCCGCUCAGGCCGGGGAUGAAACACGGGUUAGAGUUGGGGGUUCAGGUCUUGGAGGCGCAUCUCACUCAAGCUCUGGACCGGCUCGACCACAGUACGGCCUCGGCGACCAUCCUCGCUGCCCAAGAAUCCGAGGCUGCUCGAAAGAAACGAGCGUUGGCUGAGAUCGACGCCGACAGGGAGCGUGUCAAGGAGAGGUUGGAAAGAGAGAAGAUAGGACGGGAAGCUAGGGAGAAGAAAAAGAGGGAGGAAGAGGAGAGGUUGGCGCAGGAGGAACGGGAGGAGGAAGAGAGGUUGAACAAGGUGACCGGAGAGGGCGGUCAAGACGGUGAACGUGUUGACGGUGGCAGCGAUGAGGUUGGUGAUGAGGGUGGUGAUGAGGCGCAAGAGGCGCAGGAGAUCAAGGAAGAAGCCGCCGUCAAGCAUGAGUAGUGAAUUGAUUGUCAUGGGCAAUCGUUAGUCGACAUCAUCAUGUAGCCAAGACUUCCCGUUUUUCUGUAUAAAUCGCGUAUCUCU
Molecule: messenger RNA, 1050 nt
Organism: Filobasidium floriforme
Lineage: Eukaryota; Fungi; Basidiomycota; Tremellomycetes; Filobasidiales; Filobasidiaceae
Exons: 4
Coding region: 94-966 (290 amino acids)
Cellular component (GO): cytoplasm
Source: RefSeq, a predicted model, not a curated record